Molecule: messenger RNA, 2469 nt
Organism: Batrachochytrium dendrobatidis JAM81
Lineage: Eukaryota; Fungi; Chytridiomycota; Chytridiomycetes; Rhizophydiales
Product: GTPase-activating protein SEC23
Exons: 6
Coding region: 30-2306 (758 amino acids)
Biological process (GO): COPII-coated vesicle budding; endoplasmic reticulum to Golgi vesicle-mediated transport; COPII-coated vesicle cargo loading
Cellular component (GO): endoplasmic reticulum exit site; COPII vesicle coat
Molecular function (GO): GTPase activator activity; zinc ion binding
Source: RefSeq, a predicted model, not a curated record
UGAUUAUUGCUGUUUUACGUGAAUAAACAAUGACUUCGUUUGAGGAGAUCGAGGAUGCUACUGGCGCUCGUUUGUCUUGGAAUGCAUGGCCCACUUCUCGUAUCGAAGCUACUCGCAUGGUUGUUCCUAUCGGAGUCAUGUACACUCCUUUGAAGGAACGAGAAGGUGUCAAAGCCUUUCCAUACGAACCAGUCACCUGCAAGACUUGUAGAGCUGUUCUCAAUCCAUGCUGUCAAAUUGAUUUUAGAGGAAAGCUCUGGAUCUGCCCUUUUUGUCUGCAGAGAAAUCAACUGCCACCACACUAUGCCAAUAUUAGUCCUAGCCAAAUGCCUCUUGAGCUAAUGCAGGAGUAUCUGUCCAUUGAGUACGUUUUGAACAAAAAUCCUGGCGCUCCUCCUGUGUUUCUAUACGUUGUCGAUACUUGUCUGGACGAAGAGGAUCUUAAAGCGCUUCGCGACUCGCUGAUUGUCAGUCUUAAUUUGCUGCCUCAGCAUGCUUUGGUUGGAUUGAUUACCUUUGGUACCAUGGCUCAAAUCCACGAACUUGGAUUUUCAGACUGUCCUAAAUCGUAUGUGUUUCGUGGAAGCAAAGAUCACACAGGAAAGCAGAUCCAAGAGAUGCUUGGCAUGACUGGUGGUGUCAAACCUCAACAACCUGUUCGUCCUGGACAACCCGCUCCUCCUCAAGCUGCCAGCUACAGCAGGUUUUUACAACCCGUUUCUCAGUGUGAGUUUGCACUGACUAAUAUUCUGGAACAGCUCCAGCAAGAUCCCUGGCCUGUUGCAAACGAUCGUCGACCACUUCGCUGUACAGGAACUGCCCUGAGUGUUGCUGUGGGUUUGAUUGAGGCUGCUUAUCUCAAUGGUGGUGCACGCAUCAUGCUUUUCCUAGGUGGUGCAUGCACCGAAGGUCCUGGCUUAAUUGUUGGCCAUGAGCUUCGUGAGCGUUUGAGAUCCCACAAUGAUCUUGAAAAAGAUGUUGCAAAACAUUGGAAAAAGGCUACCAAGUUUUACGAGUCUAUGGCCAAGCGUUGUACAGAAAAGGGUGUUGUGGUUGAUGUUUUUGCUGGCUGUUUGGAUCAGAUUGGUCUUAUGGAGAUGAAGUCUUUAGUAAAUACAACAAAUGGAUUCAUGGUUCUUUCCGACGCCUUCAACACUAGUAUAUUCAAGGCGUCUUUCAACCGGCUAUUUACAAAAGACUCGGAAGGAUUUCUUAAAAUGGGAUUUAAUGCCACGUUGGAAGUCCAGACAUCUAGAGAACUCAAAGUAUGCGGCUUGAUCGGUCCUGCCAUUUCAGCCAACAAGAAGAGCGCGUGUGUUGGCGAAACAGAAAUCGGUAUUGCUGGCACGAAUGCCUGGAAAUUUUGUGGUAUUACUUCUCGAACGAGCUGCGCUGUAUACUUUGAGGUGGCUACUCAGGUACAAUCCUUCCAGCCAGGCACAUAUGGUGUCAUUCAGUUUGUUACUCUCUACCAACACUCUAGCGGUCAAUUCCGUCUCAAGGUUACAACUAUUCCUCGUGUGUGGACUGAACCUACUUCACCCACUAUCCCGGCUGCAUUCGAUCAGGAAGCAUCUGCAGUACUUAUGGCUAGAAUUGCAGCAUUCAAAUCUGAGGUGGACGAUGGGCCAGAUGUUCUUCGCUGGUUAGAUCGCAUGCUGAUUCGUUUAUGCCAGAGAUUUGCCACGUUUCACAAAGAAGAUCCCAACUCAUUCCAGCUGGCUCCAAACUUUUCCAUCUACCCGCAGUUUAUGUUCCAUUUACGACGUAGUCAGUUUUUACAAGUGUUCAACAACAGUCCCGAUGAAACCGCGUACUACAGACACAUUUUGAAUCGUGAGGAUGUGAAUAAUUCGCUUAUUAUGAUUCAACCUACACUUACUUCGUAUAGCAUGGAUGCACCUGUUCAGCCUGUACUCUUGGACUCGGUGUCGAUGCAACCCAAUGUAAUUUUGCUCCUCGACACAUACUUUCAUAUUCUCAUUUGGCACGGAGAAACGAUUGCAGCAUGGAGAAAGGCGAAAUAUCACGAAGAUCCUACCUAUGUGGCUUUUAAAACUAUGUUGGAAGUACCUAAAGGUGAUGCACAGGAACUACUUUCGGAUCGUUUCCCUAUCCCUCGUUAUAUUGAUACUGACCAAGGAGGCUCUCAGGCUCGUUUUUUGCUUUCUAAAGUCAAUCCUUCCACAACCCAUCAAUCUGGUGGUGCUUAUGGUGGCGGUGGUGGCCAGGCCAUUCCCACGGAUGAUGUUAGUCUCCAAGUGUUUAUGGAGCAUCUCAAAAAAUUGGCUGUUGCUUCUGCUUAGGUGACAUAACAAGUUGUUUUUGAUAUCUAAUAUGGAGUUGAGCACGUUUGACUCUUGUUUCUAGCCAUCAUACGUUUAUUUCUGGAACAAACCUGCCAGUUGCUUUUGCAGUUUGACCAACUUGAUUUAAAGUAAAAUGAAUACUAUCUACCUUUUGGUAUUG